AUGCCAGUCGAGCUCCGGAAGCGCAAGGCCGCGGCCCCAGUGCCAGCACCACCUGCAAAGAAAAAGGCACCCGCAAAGGCCAAGAAAGCCGACAGCGAGAAGACUGUUGUCGACAAGGUCCAAGACGCGGUCGUUGAAAAGGUCGAAGCUGUCAAGGAAGCUGUCGUAAGCAAGACCAACGGUGCCUCGACUGCUAAAUCCAGCGGCGCGCCCAAAGUUGGCGACACAGUUGACCUCGCCUCAUUCGGCGGCGAAAUCGAAACCAACGAUGGCACCAAGACGUCGCUCGCGAAGCUCGUAGAAGAAAGCAAGGCCGGCGUAGUCCUGUUUACGUACCCCAAAGCCUCGACUCCGGGAUGCACAACCCAAGUCUGUCUCUUCCGCGACUCCUACACGCCCCUAACCGCAACCGGCCUCUCCAUCUACGGUCUCUCAUCCGACAGCCCCAAGGCAAACACCACCUUCAAGACCAAGCAGAAGCUGCCGUACUCGCUUCUGUGUGACCCCGCGCAGACCCUUAUUUCGGCCAUUGGAUUUAAGAAGGCGCCAAAGGGGACGACCCGCGGUGUUUUCGUCGUUGAUAAGCAGGGUAAGGUGUUGGCAGCUGAGCCUGGUGGACCCGCGGCCACGGUCGAAGUUGUGAAGAAACUCGUGGGCGACGCGGAGAAGGUGCCAGCGAAAGAGGAAGUCGAGGCAAAAGAGAAGGAGGAGGACAAGAAGGUUGCGGACACGGCAGGCGAGGUUGCGGAUUCGGCGGCUAAGGUUGAUGCACCCGCUGCUGCUUGA
Messenger RNA from Bipolaris oryzae ATCC 44560, 786 nucleotides. RefSeq lists its product as uncharacterized. Gene Ontology annotation, biological process: cellular response to oxidative stress; cell redox homeostasis. The record is from RefSeq and is a predicted model, not a curated record. NCBI's taxonomy places the organism in Eukaryota, Fungi, Ascomycota, Dothideomycetes, Pleosporales, Pleosporaceae. Gene Ontology annotation, cellular component: cytoplasm. The coding region runs from base 1 to 786 and encodes 261 amino acids. Gene Ontology annotation, molecular function: thioredoxin peroxidase activity. The transcript has 2 exons.